AUCAAAUCAGGAAAAAAUAAAAAACAGCUGGCUGGCAGGAGCGAGCUACCCAGGUGACCCGCGAAGAGACUCAGCCUCUGAAGAACCCCGGGUACAGAGCACUCCUCCGGUCUCGUUCCCACCCCACCCCCCUUUUUAAACUUAGUCCCUUUUUAUCUUAAGUACUUAUUUUUUGGAAUUUUUUUUCCUUCCUCCUCUUUGCUAAACUACCAAAGUUUUUUUUUUUUUUUUUUUUUUUAAAUCUCAUUUGCUCAACUUUCCUUACCAGCUUCCCAUUCCCCGCUGAAAAUAAAUCUUUAAAGGACCCGCCGCUCCUACCAGCCGGAGCACCUGCGGAGCCUCGGAGUCCGCGACCUCCCAGCCCCACCGCCCUCCCUCUCCGCGCGGGUUCCGGGCCCGGCCUUGAGGGCGCGAGCGCAGCCGGGGCCAUGGAGGUGACUGCCGACCAGCCGCGCUGGGUGAGCCACCACCACCCUGCGGUCCUCAACGGGCAGCACCCCGACACGCACCACCCGGGCCUCGGCCACUCCUACAUGGAUCCCGCGCAGUACCCCCUGCCCGAGGAGGUGGAUGUACUUUUUAACAUCGACGGUCAAGGCAACCACGUACCGUCCUACUACGGAAACUCGGUGAGGGCCACGGUGCAGAGGUACCCUCCGACCCACCACGGAAGCCAGGUGUGUCGCCCACCAUUGCUUCAUGGGUCUCUGCCCUGGCUGGAUGGCGGCAAAGCCCUGAGCGGCCACCACACUGCCUCACCCUGGAACCUCAGCCCCUUCUCCAAGACGUCCAUCCACCAUGGCUCCCCUGGGCCCCUGUCGGUCUACCCGCCGGCCUCAUCCUCCUCUCUGUCCGCGGGCCACUCCAGCCCGCACCUCUUUACCUUCCCGCCUACCCCGCCGAAGGACGUCUCUCCGGACCCUUCGCUGUCCACCCCGGGCUCGGCCGGCUCGGCGCGGCAGGACGAGAAGGAAUGCAUCAAGUACCAGGUGCCGCUGCCCGACAGCAUGAAGCUGGAGUCCUCACACUCACGAGGUGGCAUGACCACCCUGGGAGGGGCCGCAUCUUCGGCCCAUCACCCCAUUACCACCUACCCACCCUACGUCCCUGAAUACAGCUCCGGACUCUUCCCCCCCAGCAGUCUGCUGGGAGGCUCCCCCACGGGCUUCGGGUGCAAGUCCAGGCCGAAGGCCAGAUCCAGCACAGGCAGGGAGUGUGUGAACUGCGGGGCAACCUCAACCCCCCUGUGGCGACGAGAUGGUACGGGGCACUACCUGUGCAAUGCCUGCGGGCUCUACCACAAAAUGAAUGGACAGAACCGACCCCUCAUCAAGCCCAAGCGAAGACUGUCGGCAGCGAGAAGGGCAGGUACGUCCUGUGCAAACUGUCAGACCACCACGACCACGCUCUGGAGAAGAAAUGCCAACGGAGACCCUGUGUGCAAUGCCUGCGGGCUGUACUACAAGCUGCACAAUAUUAACAGACCCCUGACUAUGAAGAAGGAAGGCAUCCAAACCAGAAACCGAAAAAUGUCUAGCAAAUCCAAAAAGUGCAAAAAGGUGCAUGACACACUGGAGGACUUCCCCAAGAGCAGCUCGUUCAACCCGGCCGCCCUCUCCAGACACAUGUCCUCCCUCAGCCACAUUUCACCGUUCAGCCACUCCAGCCACAUGCUGACCACGCCAACACCCAUGCACCCGCCGUCCAGCCUCUCCUUCGGACCUCAUCAUCCUUCCAGUAUGGUCACCGCCAUGGGUUAGAGUCCCUGCUCGAUGCUUCAAGGUCUCCAGGCGAGAGUCCCUCCAGCCCCUCCUACGUGCAUUUUUGCAGGAGCAGUAUCAUGAAGCCGAAAACCGAUGGAUAUAUGUUUUUGAAGGCAGAAAGCAAAAUGAUGUUUGCCACUUUUGCAGAGGAGCUCACUGUGGUGUCUGUGUUCUCAAUCACUGAAUCUGGAUCCCAUUUGUGAAUAAGCCAUUCAGACUCAUAUUCCCUAUUUAACAGGGUCUCUCUAGUGCUGUGAAAAAAAAAAUGCUGAACAUUGCAUAUAACUUAUACCGUAAGAAAUACUGUACAUUUGAAGAAGACUUUAUUGCAUCUGGGUAGCUGUAAGAAAGGCAUGAAGGACGCCAAGAAUUUUAAGGAUAUGGGGGAAAUUAAGUGUGGAAAUUAAGAAGAAACUAGGUCUGAUAUCCAAAUGGACAAACCGCCAGUUUUGUUUCCUUUCACUGGCCACAGUUGUUUGAUGCAUUAAAAGCAAAAAAACAAAAAAAACAAAAACAAACAAAAAAAGAACAAAAAGAAAAAAAGAAAAAAAAAGAAUAAGAAAAAAGCUGUAGGCAAAUCAUUUGUUCAAAGCUGUGGGCCUCUGCAUAGGAAAUUCUGUCAGUUCUGGGCAAUCAGUGUUAACACUCAUAUAUUGCCAUCGAGGGUUUCAGAUGCCUUUCUACAGGCCUACAUGCUUUGUGAACAAGUCCCUGUAAUUGUUGUUUGUAUGUAUAAUUCAAAGCACCAAAAUAAGAAAAGAUGUAGAUUUAUUUCAUCCUAUUAUACAGACUGAAUUGUUGUACAAAUUUAUUUACUGCUAGUGUUAAGAACUGCUUUUUUUUGUUUUAAUAUUUUCCUUCUCUCAAUUUUUGGUUGAAUAAAACUAGAUGAUAUUCACUUG
Messenger RNA from Condylura cristata (star-nosed mole), 2665 nucleotides. RefSeq names its product GATA binding protein 3 (gene GATA3). The record is from RefSeq and is a predicted model, not a curated record. The transcript is spliced from 6 exons. Gene Ontology annotation, molecular function: RNA polymerase II cis-regulatory region sequence-specific DNA binding; zinc ion binding; DNA-binding transcription factor activity, RNA polymerase II-specific. Lineage: Eukaryota; Metazoa; Chordata; Mammalia; Eulipotyphla; Talpidae. The coding region runs from base 429 to 1760 and encodes 443 amino acids. Gene Ontology annotation, cellular component: nucleus. Gene Ontology annotation, biological process: cell fate commitment; embryonic organ development; immune system development.